Messenger RNA from Manihot esculenta (cassava), 1787 nucleotides. RefSeq names its product pentatricopeptide repeat-containing protein At1g07590, mitochondrial. Gene Ontology annotation, cellular component: mitochondrion. NCBI's taxonomy places the organism in Eukaryota, Viridiplantae, Streptophyta, Magnoliopsida, Malpighiales, Euphorbiaceae. Gene Ontology annotation, molecular function: protein binding. The record is from RefSeq and is a predicted model, not a curated record. The transcript has 2 exons. Bases 116 to 1705 code for a protein of 529 amino acids.
GCUUCUGGGCUGGACUUUGGCUCUUAGCAUUUGCAUGUGGCGACGUCUUUUUUCAAAUAAGAUCUCUGGCUCUUUUGCGUAAGCGCGCUUUCAGGUCCCGAAACGGACAAGAAGCAUGCGUGCGCUGGCCGUUCUGGGCCGACGCUGGUUCUCUCAAGCAAUUCAUCGAACACUUUCUAUCAGUUGUCCGCCUCUCUACCAAAUUCCUUGCAAUUUCGAUUUUCUCUGUACCUACACUAGCAAUUGUUCGCCCGAGAAGAAGAUAUUAGAACCGGGAGAAGAACAAGAAGCACCCAAGAGCUUAUCUUUGAGAAUUGAGAAGCUUGCUAGAGGAGAAUCGGUUGGUUUAGCCUUUCAAAGCUGGAUGCGCGAAGGCUUUCCAAUUCAUCGAGGUGACAUUUUUCACGCCAUUAACCGCUUGAGGAAGCUCAAAUUGAACAAACGCGCGCUUGAGGUGAUGGAAUGGGUGAUCAGGGAGAGACCUUAUAAGCCAAAAGAACUUGACUAUUCUUACCUAUUGGAGUUCACAACCAAACUUCAUGGGAUAUCUCACGGGGAAAAGCUCUUCACUUGUAUCCCUUCUGAGUUCCAGAAUGAAUUGCUGUAUAAUAACCUUGUAAUUGCAUGCUUGGAAAAGGGUGUCAUAAGGCUUUCGCUUGACUACAUGAAGAAAAUGAGGGAAUUGGGUCACCCCAUAUCACAUUUGAUUUUCAACCGCCUUAUAAUCCUCCAUUCUUCUCAUGGUCGCAGGAAAAUGAUACCAAAGUUCCUGACUUUAAUGAAGGCAUAUAAGACGGCUCCUCAUGUCUCCACGUACAACAUUCUAAUGAAAAUUGAAGCUAAUGAACACAACAUUGAAGGACUGGUGAAGGUAUUUGACGAAAUGAAGAUAUCAAAAGUGGAGCCAAAUGAUAUAUCUUUCUGCAUAUUAGCUACUGCACAUGCUGUUGCAAGAUUGUAUACAGUGGCUGAGGCGUACGUUGAAGAUGUAGAAAAGUCUUGUACAGGAGAUAACUGGUCAACACUAGAUGUUUUGAUCAUAUUGUAUGGGUAUUUGGGGAAGGGGAAGGAAUUGGAGAGAACAUGGGCCAUGGUGCAAGAACUCUCACAUGUUAGGUCUAAAAGUUACAUGCUUGCAAUUGAAGCAUUUGGUAGAAUUGGGAAGCUCAGUCGAGCGGAAGAGCUUUGGUUAGAGAUGAAGUCGAUAAAAGGGUCGAAAUCAACAGAACCGUUCAAUUCCAUGUUAUCUGUUUAUUGCAAAUAUGGCCUGAUAAAAAAGGCAACUGCAGUUUUCAGGGAAAUGGAGAUAAAUGGAUGCAAACCAAAUGCCAUAACUUUUCGACAUCUUGCUUUGGGUUGCUUGAAGGCUGAACUAGUGGAAGAAGCCUUGAAGACUCUAGAAAUGGGGAUGCACUUGAAAACAAGCAACAAAGUGAAGAAUUCAACCCCAUGGUUGGAAACGACACUUUCAAUUAUUGAAAUUUUUGCGGAGAAGGGUGAUAUAGCUAAUGCUGAGAAGUUCUUUGAAGAAAUAGCGAAAGCAAAGUAUACAAGGUAUACUUUUGUGUACAAUACAUUAAUAAAAGCUUAUGUGAAGGCCAAAGUUUAUGUUCCUAGCCUUUUGAGGAGGAUGAUUUUAGGGGGUGCUAAACCAGAUGCUGAGACUUAUAGCCUGAUAAAACAUAUUGAGCAGUUCCAAACUUGAUUGUGUAAAGAGUUGAUAUGUUAUAUAAAUUUCAUUCAUUUUUCUGAAUGGAAAAUGAUUUCUGGUGUGGUUGCAAGUUAAA